Molecule: messenger RNA, 3901 nt
Organism: Danaus plexippus (monarch butterfly)
Lineage: Eukaryota; Metazoa; Arthropoda; Insecta; Lepidoptera; Nymphalidae
Gene: Hsc70Cb
Product: 97 kDa heat shock protein
Biological process (GO): protein folding
Cellular component (GO): nucleus; cytosol
Molecular function (GO): ATP-dependent protein folding chaperone; ATP binding
Source: RefSeq, a predicted model, not a curated record
GUCUGUGCUUCUAGAAAAUUCGGGUACAAAAAGGAAUACAAGACUGUGUAGUGACUGUUCUGUGUCGUGUAUUUGCGAGAACCGGCGUUCUUUUGCGACAGGCUGACUAAUUGUCAGGCUAUAACAACGUGUUUGAGUGUUCUGAAAAAGGCUAUUUCUAAGGAUUCAGUUUUUUUAAUCUGAUAAUUUAGGACUAGAAUGGCCGCGAUGUCAGUUAUAGGUAUCGAUUUCGGUAAUGAAUCGUGCUAUGUUGCUGUAGCAAAAGCAGGUGGUAUUGAGACUAUAACUAACGACUACAGUCUGAGGGGUACUCCAUCAUGUGUAGCUUUUUCACCAAAGAACCGAAUAUUAGGAGUAGCUGCAAAAAAUCAAAUGGUUACAAAUAUGAAAAACACUGUGUUCGGCUUCAAGAGACUUUUAGGUAGAAAAUUCUCAGAUCCACAUGUUCAGAAGGAAUUAAAACACUUCCCAUUCAAAGUUGAACAAAGACCUGAUGGUGGCAUAGGCAUCAGGGUUAAUUAUCUUGGUGAAGAUAAUUUAUUUAGCCCAGAACAAAUUACAGCAAUGCUGUUUACAAAACUGAAAGACUGUGCGACCACAGCACUUCAAACCCAAAUUAAUGAUUGUGUUAUAUCAGUACCAAGUUAUUUCACCAAUGCAGAGAGAUCUGCUCUUUUAGAUGCUGCUGCUAUAGCUGGACUGAAUGUGCUGCGUCUCAUGAAUGAAACAACCGCCACCGCUUUGGCAUAUGGUAUUUACAAGCAAGACCUACCAGCUCCUGAAGAUAAGCCCAGGAAUGUGGUGUUUGUCGACUUUGGCCAUAGUGCUCUGCAGGUAGCUGCUUGUGCAUUCAACAAGGGUAAACUGCGUGUGCUGGCCACAUCGUCAGACCCUAACUGUGGAGGUCGGGAUAUUGAUAUGGCCAUGGCAGAAUACUUUUGCCAGGACUUUGUAACCAGGCUGAAGUUGGAUGCUAGAAAGAAUCAGAGAGCCUUUUUGCGUCUGCUGCAGGAGGUGGAGAAACUGAAGAAGCAAAUGUCAGCGAACAGUACUCGCCUGCCGUUGAACAUUGAGUGCUUCAUGGAAGAGCGUGACGUCUCCAGUGAUAUGCAACGACAGCAGAUGGAACAGAUCUGCGCUGAUACAUUUAACAGAGUAGAGAGAACUUUGAGAGGGAUCCUACACAAUGCUAAGUUGAGACCAGAAGAUAUUCAUUCUGUGGAGAUCGUUGGAGGUUCCACUAGAAUUCCCGCUGUUAAAGCAUUGAUAGAGCAAGUAUUUGGAAAGCAAGGUUCAACCACUCUCAAUCAGGACGAGGCGGUGUCUCGUGGCUGCGCGCUCCAGUGCGCUAUGCUGAGCCCCGCGGUCCGCGUGCGGGAGUUCAGCGUGGCCGACGCUCAACCUUACGGCGUGCGACUGGCAUGGGACGCGGCCCGAGGCGAGGACGGGGAUAUGGAGGUUUUCCCUGCCUUCCACGCCGCUCCAUUCUCCAAGAUGCUUACGUUCUACCGACGGGAACCCUUCUCUGUCAGCGCUUACUAUUCGGAUCAGGUUCCGUACCCCGAUACCCUGAUCGGUCAGUGGAACAUCAAAGACGUGCAGCCGACCGCUGAAGGCGAGUCACAAAAAGUGAAACUAAAAGUGCGAGUCAACAUCCACGGCAUCAUAACCGUCGCGUCCGCGUCCCUGCUGGAAAAGAAACAGGACUCGGCUCAGAACGAAAACGUUGAAAUGGAAAACGCGAACGAGAACGCUCAGGCUCAGGAAGCUCCGAUGGAGACGAACGGCAGCGGGCAGGAACAGAACGGCCUGGACAACCAAGAGGUGAGGGAAGGCGGCGGGGAGGGCGAGCAGCACAGACAGUCGUGGACACAGAGAGUAGGCCAGUGGUUCAGCGGGGAUAACAAUGACGACAAAAAGGAUAAGUCCAAGGAUAAGACAAAGAAGGUGCUCGUGAAAACAAUCGAAUUGCCGAUCGAGUCGCGAACUCACGGUUUUGCUCAACACGAACUUAACACUUACAUGGAACAAGAGGGUAAAAUGCAAGCUCAGGACCGUCAGGAGAAGGAGCGUGCGGAUGCUCGGAACGCCCUCGAAGAAUACGUUUACGAGUUGAGAGGAAAACUAUCAGAGGGCGAAGUCCUACACGACUUUGUAGCGGAGGAUCAAAGGAACAAGCUGGUGAACACUCUAGACGCACUCGAACAAUGGCUUUACGACGAGGGAGAGGAUCAGAACAGACAGGUGUACAGUGACAAACUCAGUGAAUUAAAACGGAGUGAGCCGAUCAAACAGCGCCGAUUGGAGUUCGAGCUUCGUCCGGGGGCGUUGGACGACUUCGCUCUGGCGAUACAACUAACAAACAAGGCGAUCGACCUGUACAGAUCUGGUGACGCGAAGUAUUGUCACCUAUCUGAGGCGGACAUACAGAAGGUGUGCGAGGCGUGCGGUAACGCGCUUCAAUGGCUGGAGGCGGCUCGCGGGGCGCUGGCGCACGCUCCCAGACACGUGCAACCACCACACACCACUCAACAAAUAAGACAGGAGAGACAGAAUUUCGAGAGCAUCGUCAACCCGAUCCUCAAUAAGCCGAAACCUAAAGAGAAGACUCCGCCGCCGGCCAACCCCACCGGGGACGGGCAGCCUGAACCCAACCAGGAACAGAUGGAUGUGGAAUGAGAAACACACGCAUAGUAACCUUCAUUGUGUACAGUGUACUGGAAUCAUUUGGCUUUUAAUAAUAAAAAUUCACCCGUGAAAUAAACUUUUACAUGAUGUUUUUGCAUUUGAAUAACUCACAUUUAAUGUAAGCAAUACAAAUCUCUAAUGUGUUAAUAUUAAUAAUUUUAUUAUGUAUCUGUAUCCGUGAACUAUUAAUUUCUUUUGUGACAAAUUGUUGUUGAAUCUUCUGAAAUUAUACGUCUGUGUGUUCAUGAUCGGAUUUACUGGAUUGUAUUACGAUUAGCAGCUUCAAGGAUUGGUUGUCUCGAAUUGUUAUUAGGAAUCCGCUCCCUGUGUUGUCAGCAGUGUUCAGUCCACAGGUGCGAACACACAUGCAUCACACCUGUGUUGUUACAUAUGUAUUUUGUUUAUCUUUUAUAUUUAUAUAUAAUAGUGCAUUUCUAUUGUAGUAACUCUGAAUAGUAUUAAUUUUAUAUAUAUCGGUUGUACUGUCUGUAUUAUUUGUAACUUCCUGCACUUUUUGAAUGUGAUAAACUACGAAUAAAUUAUUAACUGAAUGAGCGACACGAACAUUUCAAGUGCUUGCUCUCAUAAUCGGGUCCCUAGUUUAGUUUUUAUAAUUAGUAAAUUAUUACAAAACGAGUUUCUGUUAUAGGAUUGCCCUGCAGCGCCCGGCAUGUAUCAGUAAGGAAUAACUCACAAUAAUAGUUCUUAAUUAGAUAGGAUAUCUAAAUUACCUGUUUUGAUAAUAAUUAAAUUCAUUCAUGCACUCAAAUAAAAAAUAGUUGCUUUCGCGCUGUGUGAUAGGUUUUUUAAGGCUUUAUCAUUGACAUACUCACUGGUUGGCACUUCAUCAGUAUAUCGACUAGAAGGAAAAAUGUAGUAACAUUCCACAACACUGAAAAUGUAAACAAAUUAACUGGUCUGUAACCACGUCUAGCUAUUUUUUUUUAUCGCUAAAUACUGUUUUGUUCGGUUUUCACUGAUAAAUUCUAAUAGCUAAUUGUCAUUUUAGUCUCGUGCGCAGGCCUAGCGGACAUGUGACGUUACAAAAGUAUUUACAGAUAUAGAAAUACACGUAAAGUUGUUCAGCUUACGGGCUCUGUUACGGCCACACUGUCACGGCCAGCAUAGUGUAUUUGAAAUUGAUGGUUGAACCAUUGUAAUAAUACAUAAUAUGUGCAUUCUGUUAAAGCUUAGUAAAGGAUGAUUUAACAAA